GGCUUCUCUCUUCUCACUUUGUCAGCAGCAGUUAAGGCUAGAGCUCUGGCAUAAGUGACUAAAUAGACGUGGGUCGGUCUGAAAAAGAAUCUAGCCAUUGUUGGGUUCCUGAGGGAAACGAAAGUGAGUGAAAAAUGGAAGACAAAAUGGAGAGCAAGAAGAAAGCUGGCUCUUCUAUACGCUCCGUUUUCAUGCACGCUGAUGGUGUUGAUAAACUCUUGAUGGCGUUGGGGCUGUUCGGAAGCAUCGGAGACGGCUGCACAACGCCUCUGGUCUUGUUGAUCACUAGCCGCUUGAUGAACAAUGUCGGCGGCGCCUCAUCCAACGCUCAAGAUGCCUUCUUGCAUAACAUCAAUAAGAAUGCAGUGGCGCUAUUGUACUUGGCUUCUGCAUCAUUUGUUUGUUGCUUCCUAGAGGGAUAUUCUUGGACAAGAACUGGUGAGAGGCAAGCAGCUAGAAUGAGAGUAAGAUAUUUGAAAGCAGUGUUAAGACAAGAUGUGGGCUACUUUGAUUUGCAUGUCACAAGCACCUCAGAGGUUAUCACCAGCGUCUCUAGUGAUAGCCUUGUCAUUCAAGACGUCCUUAGUGAAAAGGUGCCAAACUUUGUAAUGAACUGCUCUAUGUUCCUUGGGAGCUAUGUUGCGGCGUUCAUAAUGCUGUGGAGGCUAGCCAUCGUUGGGUUUCCGUUUGUGGUGCUUCUGGUGAUUCCGGGUUUGAUAUACGGACGGACUUUGAUGGGACUGGCUAGGCAGAUUAGAGAUGAAUACACCAAGGCUGGCACAAUAGCAGAACAGGCACUGUCAUCAAUUAGAACCGUGUAUGCAUUUGUUGGAGAAAAGAAGACUAUAACAGAGUUCUCUGCAGCUCUACAAGGCUCAGUGAAGUUGGGGUUGAGUCAGGGCCUGGCAAAAGGCUUGGCCAUUGGAAGCAACGGUGUCGUUUUCGCGAUUUGGUCGUUCAUGUCCUACUAUGGCAGCAGAAUGGUCAUGUACCAUGGCGCUAAGGGAGGCACUGUUUUCGCUGUUGGUGCUGCAAUAGCUGUUGGUGGAUUGGCAUUGGGCGCAGGCUUAUCAAACUUGAAGUACUUCUCAGAAGCGUGUUCAGCCGCUGAACGAAUAAUGGAGGUGAUUCGGAGAGUCCCCAAGAUCGAUUCAGACAACAUGGAAGGAGAAAUACUAGAGAACGUUUUAGGGGAAGUUGAAUUCAAGCACGUAGAAUUCGCCUACCCGUCAAGGCCAGAAAGCAUUAUCUUCAAAGACUUCAACUUAACGGUUCCAGCUGGGAAAACAGUGGCAUUGGUGGGUGGUAGUGGCUCCGGAAAAUCGACAGUGAUUUCGCUGUUGCAGAGAUUUUAUGAUCCACUCGGGGGAGAGAUUCUCAUUGAUGGGGUGGCCAUAAACAAGUGUCAGCUCAAGUGGUUGAGGUCACAGAUGGGACUGGUGAGCCAAGAGCCUGCUCUGUUUGCAACCAGCAUAAAAGAGAACAUACUUUUUGGGAAAGAAGAUGCUACCAUUGAAGAGGUUAUUGAGGCUGGUAAAGCUUCUAAUGCUGACAAUUUCAUCUCUCAGUUGCCUCUGGGAUAUGACACACAGGUUGGCGAGAGAGGUGUUCAAAUGUCGGGAGGGCAGAAGCAAAGAAUAGCCAUUGCCCGAGCAAUCAUCAAGAAACCACGCAUCCUUCUUCUAGAUGAAGCCACGAGCGCAUUGGACUCCGAAUCAGAGCGUGUAGUUCAAGAAGCUCUUGAUAAAGCAGCUGUCGGACGUACGACGAUAAUCAUCGCCCACCGCCUCUCUACCAUCCGAAACGCCGACGUCAUUGCUGUCGUUCAAAACGGGCAGGUCAUGGAGACGGGCUCACACAACGAGCUAUUCCAACGUGAAAAUGGUCUCUAUACCUCGCUUGUCCGCUUACAACAAACAGAGAAGCAAAGAGGACCAGAAGAGCAAGGACAUUACGCAUCGUCAUCUAUAUCAAACAUGGACAUUCACAACACAAGCAGUCGUAGGCUUUCUAUGGUCAGCCGCUCAAGUUCUGCUAACUCAUUUGCGCAAGGUCGAGCUUCAUCAGUGGUUGCUGGGGAAGAUGAGAUCGUAGAAGGGCAGAAGCUGCCUGUCCCAUCUUUUCGGAGAUUGAUAGCUUUGAACCUUCCGGAGUGGAAACAAGCGCUUUUGGGGUGCUUCAGUGCGGUCCUUUUUGGUGCAGUUCAGCCAGCAUAUGCAUUUGCUAUGGGGUCAAUGGUGUCGGUUUAUUUCUUGACAGAUCACGAUGAGAUCAAGGAGAAGACGAGGAUUUAUUCACUUUGCUUUCUGGGGUUGGCUAUUUUCUCUUUGCUGGUUAACAUUUGCCAGCAUUACAACUUUGCCUACAUGGGAGAGUACUUGACUAAGAGAGUUAGAGAGAGGAUGCUUUCCAAGAUUCUUACAUUCGAAGUUGGGUGGUUUGAUCAAGAUGAGAAUUCCAGUGGUGCCAUUUGCUCUAGACUCGCCAAAGAUGCCAAUGUGGUGAGAUCUUUAGUGGGUGAUCGGAUGGCUCUACUUGUUCAAACUUUCUCAGCUGUGACUGUAGCCUGCACAAUGGGUUUGGUCAUUGCAUGGAGACUUGCCUCAGUUAUGAUAGCAGUACAACCCAUUAUCAUUGUGAGCUACUACACCAGGCGUGUCCUGCUCAAAAGUAUGUCCAGGAAAGCCAUCAAAGCUCAAGAUGAAAGCAGCAAGCUAGCUGCAGAAGCAGUCUCCAACCUCAGAACCAUCACUGCCUUCUCAUCUCAGGACCGUCUGUUGAAAAUGCUCGAAAAGGCCCAAGAAGGCCCACGUAAGGAAAGCAUCCGACAAUCGUGGUUUGCGGGGAUUGGGCUUGGUUGUUCUCAAAGCCUUACCACUAUCACCUGGGCUUUUGACUUUUGGUACGGUGGCAAGCUCGUUGCCAAGGGCUACGUCACAGCAAAAGCUCUUUUUGAGACUUUCAUGAUAUUGGUGAGCACUGGCCGGGUUAUUGCCGAUGCCGGAAGCAUGACUUCAGAUCUUGCGAAAGGGUCGGAUGCUGUUGCGUCCGUAUUUGCCGUGUUGGACCGGUACACAAAAAUAGAACCCGAAGACCCGGAAGGUUGCGAGCCCAAAAGAAUAACCGGCCACAUAGAACUUCGUAACGUACAUUUUGCAUACCCCGCUAGGCCUGAUGUGAUGAUUUUCAAAGGAUUCUCAAUCAAAAUCGAAGCUGGAAAAUCAACCGCGUUGGUGGGACAAAGCGGGUCUGGAAAGUCAACAAUCAUUGGAUUAAUUGAAAGAUUUUAUGAUCCAUUAAAAGGAGAAGUGAUAAUUGACGGUCGAGACACGAAAUCGUACCACCUCAGGUCAUUAAGGAAACAUAUAGCACUUGUUAGCCAAGAGCCAACGCUAUUUUUAGGUACCAUAAGAGAGAACAUCAUAUAUGGCGUGUCGGAUAAGAUUGACGAAUUGGAGAUAAUCGAAGCAGCGAAGGCAGCCAACGCUCAUGAUUUCAUUUCAAGCCUUAAGGAGGGAUAUGACACUUCAUGUGGAGACAGAGGAGUGCAACUGUCUGGGGGACAGAAGCAACGCAUUGCUAUAGCGAGAGCUAUAUUGAGAAACCCAGUGGUGUUACUAUUAGAUGAGGCGACCAGUGCGCUUGAUAGUCAGUCGGAGAAGGUGGUGCAAGAUGCGCUAGAGCGGGUGAUGGUGGGGAGGACUAGUGUGGUGGUGGCGCACAGGUUGAGUACCAUACAACACUGUGAUCUGAUCACAGUACUUGAUAAAGGGAGAGUAGUGGAGAAAGGGACUCACUCAUCUCUUUUGGCCAAAGGGCCUAAAGGUUCUUACUACUCAUUGGUUAGCUUGCAAAGGACGCCAUCUGCAUCAGAUCUUACUAAAUUGCCAUGAACGGCUUUUCAUUUCCCCAUCGGUUCUGAAGGGUUAAUGGUUCCUUGAAGCAGUGUUAUCUUAUACAUAAAUAUUGUGUACGAAAUGGAACAGUGGUUUUCUUCUUU
Rosa chinensis is the source of this 4000-nucleotide messenger RNA. RefSeq names its product ABC transporter B family member 15. NCBI's taxonomy places the organism in Eukaryota, Viridiplantae, Streptophyta, Magnoliopsida, Rosales, Rosaceae. Gene Ontology annotation, biological process: transmembrane transport. The transcript is spliced from 7 exons. Gene Ontology annotation, cellular component: membrane. The coding region runs from base 135 to 3893 and encodes 1252 amino acids. The record is from RefSeq and is a predicted model, not a curated record. Gene Ontology annotation, molecular function: ATP binding; ATP hydrolysis activity; ABC-type transporter activity.